Messenger RNA from Didymella exigua CBS 183.55, 1629 nucleotides. Its product is annotated as MFS general substrate transporter. Gene Ontology annotation, biological process: transmembrane transport. The transcript has 2 exons. Gene Ontology annotation, molecular function: transmembrane transporter activity. NCBI's taxonomy places the organism in Eukaryota, Fungi, Ascomycota, Dothideomycetes, Pleosporales, Didymellaceae. Bases 1 to 1629 code for a protein of 542 amino acids. The record is from RefSeq and is a predicted model, not a curated record. Gene Ontology annotation, cellular component: membrane.
AUGGCCGCCAUCUUAGACAAGAUCGAGAAGGAAGUCAACAACCUUGACAAUAAGAGCGACUCGGAAGAACCGCAGUCUUCCAAAGAUGAAGUACGGGACGAUGCCACGAUUUAUGACAAGAAGUGCCUCCUUGUGGAUAAGCAGAUAGAUGCAUUCGGCAUGGGGCACUACCAGUGGAUGAUCUGGUCGCUUUGCGGUCUGGGGUACCUCAUCGAUCUCAUGUGGGCGCAAGCCUUUGGGCUUGUCUUGUCGCCUCUGCAGCAAGAGCUGGGAUUCGGCAAUAAUGAGACUGGCAAGCUGUCGACCGCCUUCUCUGUCGGACUCACCGCGGGUGCAUUCGCCUGGGGCAUCUUAGUUGAUGUCAUUGGCCGGCGAUGGGCGUUCAAUCUGACGGUCCUGAUCGCCUGUAUAUUUGGGCUAUGUCUCGGCGUACCCGAUGACUACAACACCAUUCUAGUGCUCACUGCGCUGACUGGCUUUGGUGUCGGUGGCAACAUCCCGAUCGACACAACCAUCACGCUCGAGUUCACUCCAGAGAGCAAGCGCUACCUUCUUCCGCUGCUGUCAAUAUUCCAACCUCUUGGUGUUGUCAUUUGCAGUGUCAUGGCUUACGGCUUCAUUCCUGUUCACAGCUGCUCGCCCAAUUUCUCAGAAGCAGGUCCAUUGCCUUCAUGUAAGACUGUUGACAUCGAUGUAGCCUGCUGCAAGAAGGAUGAUAACGUGGGCUGGAGAUAUCUGCUAUACACUCUCGGCGCCCUCACCUUGCUGGUCUUUGUCCUACGAUCCGUCAUCUUCAAGUUCCAGGAAUCGCCCAAAUUUCUGCUCUUCCGCGGCAAGGACGCGCAAGCGAUCAAGGUCCUAGAGAACAUUGCGCUGUACAACAGAACAACAUGCAGUUUGACACUCGAGCAACUGCAAGUUGUUGAACGAGAGCAUAAUAGCCUCUCCAGUGGUGCUAGCUUGACCGAGGAACAGCCCUCCUGGUCAAGAAGUAUGCAGUAUGAGCUCGCACGCUUCAAGAUCCUCUUCUCAUCACCUCAGAUGGUCCGACUCACCACUCUGGUCUGGCUAACCUACAUCUGCGACUUCACCGGCUUCACCGUCGCGGGCUCGUACCUGCCGCGCAUCAUUGCGCUGAAGAACGGCGCACUCCAUCUCUCACUCGACUACACGUACCGCUCCUACAUCCUCAUCUACCUUCCUGGCACCAUUGGUGUCCUCCUCGGCUCUCUACUCUACCGCACGCCCAACAUCGGCCGCAAGUACACCAUGGUCGUUUCCUCCCUGCUCAUGUCCGUCAGCAUUUUCGUCUUCAGCACCGUGAAUUCACCCGCCUCAAACAUCGGACUCAACGCCAUGGAGUACUUCUUUCAGUCCAUGUUUAACGCCGUGCUGUACGGAUGGACACCCGAGGCUUUCCCGGCGCAGAUUCGCGGUACAGCGUGUGGCGUGGCCAGUUUCUGGGGCAGGCUGUUUGGGAUUGUGAGUCCGCUCAUUGCCCAGCAUUUGUAUGCGAGGAGUAAAGAUGACAAGGGCGAUGUGAACAGUGUGUUGUAUCUUGCCGGGGGAGUGACGCUGGGGUGUGUGGUUACGACGGCAUUAUUACCGGCAAAGGCAUUGAAGAGAUAG